Erpetoichthys calabaricus (reedfish) is the source of this 7241-nucleotide messenger RNA. It is a transcript of the gene pik3c2a, whose product is annotated as phosphatidylinositol-4-phosphate 3-kinase, catalytic subunit type 2 alpha. Gene Ontology annotation, molecular function: 1-phosphatidylinositol-4-phosphate 3-kinase activity; 1-phosphatidylinositol-3-kinase activity; phosphatidylinositol binding. Bases 116 to 5266 code for a protein of 1716 amino acids. NCBI's taxonomy places the organism in Eukaryota, Metazoa, Chordata, Cladistia, Polypteriformes, Polypteridae. The transcript is spliced from 33 exons. Gene Ontology annotation, cellular component: plasma membrane; phosphatidylinositol 3-kinase complex; cytoplasm. Gene Ontology annotation, biological process: cell migration; phosphatidylinositol-mediated signaling; phosphatidylinositol 3-kinase/protein kinase B signal transduction. The record is from RefSeq and is a predicted model, not a curated record.
GGAUGCGCGGGCGGCUGUGGAAGAACUCAAGAGGUCCUUCCGUAAAAGCAAAGAUUGUUGCUGAAUUUGAGAGAGCCAAGUUGCAACACGUCAAUGGCCUCUGACAGCUGACACGAUGGCUCAAAUAUCCAGUAACAAUGGAUUCAAACCCAAUCUCCCUCCUGCUCUGGGAGCAGCUUUGGCGAAGGACAUUGGCAAAGAGGAAGCCCUGCAGAUGGAAGCCGAGGCACUGGCACGGCUGCAGAAGGAAAAAAAAGCGACUUUGGGCCCAAGUCAUAAAUCCUCCACUGGUGGAAAUCCGAAAGCCACAUCCUGCAGCCGACCAGACCGAGACCUCAUCGUUUUUCCAGAAUCAGAUGCCAAGAAAAGGGCAGAGGAGAACAAAUUCAGAAGCAUCAAAGUGGAGGAGCUAAGCCAUGCAGAACUUGAGAAGCUGCUACUGGAUGACACAUUUAGUGCUAUUAACAACCCCACCAGGCCUCAGAGCAUAUCCACUGCUCCUCCAUUAUCCUUGUCUUCCUCUGCGCCGUUGUAUACUCGUGCUUCCCCCUUUGGUGGUGUUGGACAGUGGAUGCCUGGUCCAGUGAACCCAGUACUGCCAGCUGCAGUUCUUCAGACUCCUCUUUAUUCUUCGACUUCAUUUCCAAAACACAAUUAUUCCUUUCAAAAUGGCUUCAGUUCUGGAGUGCCUCCCUACCGGCUGCCAGAGCCUGUUUAUAUUGGCCUUCCUCCAGCUUCCCAGUUUGUGUCGUUCCCACUCCCGCCUACUGCACCCAUGUGUUCUUUGCCGGUUUACCAGCCAGCGGUUACGCCCGAAAUGGUAAAAUUGUUUGAUAAGAUAGCCAGCACUUCAGAAUACUUGAAAAAUGGAAAAUCCACUAGCACUGACUUGGAGUCUGCCAGCACCAAGGCCAUGGUCCCAAAACUUCCGUCAGUUGAAAGUGCGAAUGCCAGUCGCUUUGACUGGCUCGAUCUCGAUCCUCUCACCAAGCCCAAAGUGGAUAACUUUGACUCUGCACUCCAUAGUGAGGUGUUUGGAAAGACCGAGCCAAGCAUUGCUAAGGACCCCUGGGAUGCAGUGCUGCAGGACAAGAGUGCUCCUUCCUCCUCGGACACCUCACGUGUCGAGUGCGAUCGCUCCUCCUCAUGCCCGACAGGCGCAAAGCCGUCGGGAACCUCAGUCACACGCAGCCAGUCGUUAAAUAUUAAGGCUUCCAGCUUCCGACCUGCCAAGGCUGUGAAUGAAACCACUCAGGUGGACCAAGAAACCGGAAGAAUUCAAAAUGCUGAUAAAAUCCUUGAAGAGAUGGCAACACAGAAUGAGGAGCUGCAAGACUUCUUCAAAGAAGUCACAAAGUUGCGGUCCCAGUACCCACAUGAUGACAUGUCCACUAACCCUGGCUACAUCCUAAGUCCUGUGAUGCUUGAGAGAGAUAUGAAAGGAGAGAGCAGCAGUGUCAAGGUUUCCAUAGAGACAGGAGGCUCCCAGCAGCCCAUCACGUUCACCUGUGACGUGAGCUCCCCUGUUGAGCUUUUAGUGAUGCAGGCGUUGUGCUGGGUCCACGAUGAUUUGAACCGAGUUGAUAUUGGCAGUUACCUCCUGAAGGUCUGUGGCCAAGAGGAAUUCCUGCAAAACAAACACUGCCUUGGAAAUCACGAAUAUAUACAAAACUGUCGAAAAUGGGACACGGAAAUAAAGCUGCAGCUUGUUUCUCAGCACUCAAUAUCUCGUGAUCUGGCUCGUACGGCUGAUGAUGAUUCCUCUGCCGUGGAUUUGCAGAAGUGUCUGCUCACCAUAGAGAAACCACUCAAGGAAGCAGCUUCAAGACAGACUCUUGCUACCUGCAUUGAAGAGUACCACAAACAAGUCCAGCUGUGCCUUCAGAAUGAGAAUAGCCAAUUUAAAACAGUGGACAAUGUAGUCCAGGCGGUCAGAAAUAUUUGUUCUGCAUUAGACGGAGUUGAGACAAAGGCUGUCACAAAUGCCGUGAAGCAGCUGAAAAGAUCUGUGAACCUUCCAAGAAGCAAGACCUUAGAGGCUGGUUUGAAGUCUGCAGAUGGCUUUACUAAAAGCGCUCCAACUGCGUCGUCAGGUCCUAGCAGCCCAGUUGAAGAAAGCAUGAAUGCCCUGACCACAGCAGUCUGCGACCUCCUGCAGCUGUACUUGAAAUCAUUUAGUAGCAGCCCCGCAUCUACGGAGUCCAGCGCUGCCGAGACGAGAGCCAUAAAAGAGGCCUACAAAACUACAGAACACCUGCAGUUUACUCUGUUUGCUGCUCACGGGAUUUCGGCUAAUUGGGUGAGCAGCUAUGAAAAGUACUACAUGCAGUGCUCGCUGACACAUAACGGAAGGAACUUGUUUAAGCCGGUUCAGUCGAAGAAAGUCGGAACUUACAAGAGCUUCUUUUACCUCAUUAAAUGGGAUGAACUAAUAAGCUUCCCUAUUCCAAUUUCUCAGCUGCCUUUGGAAUCGGUGCUCAAUCUCGCUUUGUACGGCAUUUUAAAUCAGAACGCCAGCAACUCUCCUGAUUCAAACAAGCCAAGAAAAAGGCCUGAUCUACUCGGCACAGUCUCCAUGACGCUCUUUGACUUCAAAAGAGUUCUAACAAAUGGAACCAAGCUGCUUAAUUUGUGCACGACUGUCAUUGUGACCCCGGUGGGCCCAGCUAAUAGGAAAGGCAGUCCGACAGAGAGAAUCGUCCUGCAGGUGGAUUUCCCACACCAGGCAGCUGACAUUGUUUAUGUGCCACCUCAGCCAGAAAAUAAACUGAUGCCACAGGCCUUUGACACUCUGGAUACUGAAGUUCAAAAGCAACUUGAAAAAAUUUUCAGUAAAAGUUCUUCCGUGGGCCUUUCUAAGGCCGACAGAGAUCUCUUGUGGGACAAAAGGACCUUUUGCCAUUCACAUAGAAACUGCCUCCCGAAGAUUCUUGCAAGUGCGCCAGGCUGGGACUGGACGACGUUGCCUUCCGUUUAUGGUCUCCUUCAUCAGUGGCCGCCUGUCUCCCCUCUGUGUACUCUUGAACUUUUACACUCAAGGUUUGCGGACACUGAGGUUCGUACUGCUGCUGUCAAGUGGAUUGAACACAUAAGCAAUGAUGAAGUGAUGGAUUAUCUUCCGCAGCUUGUGCAGGCUUUGAAGUUUGAAUGCUAUCUUAAGAGCGCCCUUGUGAUCUUCUUGAUGUCUAGAGCACUGCAGAACAUUCACAUCGCACAUUAUCUGUAUUGGCUCUUGAAGGAUGCUGCCCAGGACCCGCUUUUCAGAGCUCGCUAUGAAAAUGUUUUAGGUGCCCUGCUCUCUCUGUGCGGCAAAGGGCUGAGAGAGGAGCUGGAGAAGCAGACCAGAUUUGUGCAGCUCUUGGAAGUUGUCGCUGAAAAAGUGCGGCAAGCUGGUGGAUCAGCAAGACAGGUUGUCCUGCAGGAGGGCAUGGAGAGAGCGAGGACCUUCUUUGUCAAGAACAAAUGCCGACUUCCUCUGAAUCCCAGUUUGGAGGCAAAGGAAAUCAAUGUUAAGGCCUGCUCCUUUUUUAACUCCAAUGCCGUGCCACUCAAAAUAGCCCUGACAAAUGCCGACCCCCUUGGAGAAGAAAUCAACGUCAUGUUUAAGGUAGGAGAAGAUCUUCGUCAAGACAUGCUCGCUUUGCAGCUAAUCAAGAUCAUGGAUAAACUCUGGAUCCAGGAAGGUUUAGAUCUGCGAAUUGUCAAUUUUAAAUGCAUCUCGACAGGAAAAGACAGAGGAAUGGUGGAACUUGUGCCUUCGUCAGAGACGCUGAGGAAAAUCCAAGUUGAAUAUGGAGUCACGGGAUCCUUUAAAGACAAGCCCCUCGCAGAGUGGUUAAGGAAGUACAACCCUACAGAGGAGGAAUAUGAAAAGGCUUCUGAAAACUUCAUCUACUCGUGUGCAGGGUGCUGCGUUGCCACCUACGUCCUGGGCAUCUGUGAUCGACACAACGACAACAUCAUGCUUCGUUCCACAGGGCACAUGUUCCACAUUGACUUUGGCAAGUUUCUUGGACACGCUCAGAUGUUUGGAAGUUUUAAAAGAGACCGAGCUCCUUUUGUGCUGACCUCUGACAUGGCUUAUGUGAUCAAUGGUGGCGAGAAACCAACCAGCCGUUUUCAGCUCUUUGUGGACCUCUGCAGUCAGGCCUACAAUCUGAUAAGGAAACACGGCAACCUGUUUCUCAACCUACUUUCUUUGAUGAUGUCUUCAGGAUUGCCGGAGCUCAGUGGUGUGCAGGAUCUCAAGUACGUCUAUGAUGCCCUGCAGCCUCAGACAACUGACGCUGAGGCCACCAUAUUUUUCACAAGGCUAAUUGAAUCCAGUCUGGGCAGUGUGGCUACAAAGUUCAAUUUCUUCAUCCACAAUCUGGCACAGUUACGCUUCUCAGGACUGCCAUCAAACGAUGAGCCCAUCCUCUCUUUUUCGCCAAAGACGUACACACUGAAACAGGAUGGAAGAAUUAAAGAAGUGUCUGUGUUCACUUACCAAAAACGAUACAACCCUGACAAGCACUACACAUAUGUUGUGAGGGUGCUGAGAGAAGGCCAGAGUGACACUAGCUUUGUCUUUCGUACUUUUGAUGAAUUUCAGGAGCUGCACAAUAAGCUUUCUAUCCUCUUCCCAUUGUGGAAACUUCCAGGGUUUCCAAACAAGAUGGUUCUGGGGAGGACUCACAUAAAAGACGUGGCAGCCAAGAGGAAAGUGGAGCUAAACAGCUACAUCCAGAAUUUAAUGAGGGGCUCCGCCGAGGUGUCAGAGUGUGACCUGGUCUAUACGUUUUUUCACCCAAUGCCGAGGGAUGACAAAGCAGAAGGACUGGAGGGAAUUCCUAAAUCGAUGGAUGUAAUUCCAGUGAGUCCCAUGUCUGGUAAAAUUGGCGGAGAGGUGAAGCUGUCGAUUUCCUACAGGAACAGCACGCUCUUCAUCAUGGUCAUGCACAUCAAAGAUCUGGUAACUGAUGAUGGAACUGACCCCAACCCCUAUGUGAAGACUUACCUGCUGCCAGACCCCCACAAGACGUCCAAACGCAAAACCAACAUUUCAAGGAAAACGAGCAAUCCAACGUUCAAUGAGAUGCUCGUGUACAACGGAUACAGCAAGGAGACCCUGAAGCAGCGAGACCUUCAACUGAGCGUGCUCAGCGCCGAGUCCCUGCGAGAGAAUUACUUCCUUGGCGGCAUUACCUUGCCGUUAAAAGACUUUGACCUGAACAAAGAAACGGUGAAUUGGCACAAGUUGGAAGCCGUGCCGUAUUUCAAGUAGCUCUGACACGAUUUGGCUCACCGCCUUCUUGACGCACAGCUCCACUUGGUUUGUAGCAUUUUGUAUAUUUGCAAUUAAGAGGACCAAACCCGCUUGUACGAGAGCCUUUCAAAGAUAAAUCCGCUUUUAUGAAAUCGUAAUGAUAGACCAGUCAGGCAAAAGAAAGUGACCCCACUGGAAAAGCUCUCAUUUGUCAUGUUAGACCAGGCCUGAUAUGGAAGUGUUCGGGAGCCUGUCGUUUGUAGGCCUCGGCUUCAGUGACUAUAAAAUGUGCCAAACAUAAGCCAUAAAGAUUACAAAUAAAUACAUCGAGGAUGCUUCCAUCUUGGGUGUCGAGGUCAAGAGGAUCUCGUUUGGAUGGGUAGGCGCUCUCAUUUAAGGACAGGACCACGUAGCGUUCUUAAUUUUUAGCCUUUCACGUCUGCCCUUCUACUUCACUCACUCACACACACACACACUUGGGUGUUUUCAGAGGUCCACGUUAUAGUCACGAUGGCCACGUCAUUCAGUCGUGAAGGUCUGGACGUUUUAGUGGCACUGAUCGCUAUGCCUGUAAAUUCCAUCGUAAACACACAAGUCGACUCCAGUCGCGGGAUUUGUGACACCGGGUGCUACAACAGCUUCUUGGUGACGUUUCUUUGUGGUUUUCUGCACAGCACUGGCCAAUGAACACCAUUGGUCAAGCCGGAACUCGGAAAGAGGCUGGUGAACCAAAAAUUAACUUGGAAAAGCACAAGUUUGUUGUAAAUACUUUGAGAAUUUGGGCUAAAUUGCUAGUUUUCUAAAGGUUAUUUUUGUAUAGGGUGCCCUGUACCAUUUCAGUCGCGUUUCCUUGUGCCACUGAGUUCGUUUUUCAAUCUGAACGGACUGACCUUCCACACCAGAACUGCUGUCCCCCGUGUCUUUUGUUACCUUCACGAGGCCCUGUAAAUAAUUGACGUUUUUCUUGGAGGUUCUUAUUGCCAGGAUGUUGUCACUUACACACACACACACACACUCUCACGUACCCAGAGACAGCGACAUGAAGGUAGAGCUCACUCAGUGUUUCUGAGCUGCAUGUUUUCUGAACUGUCCAUUCAUACGUCACCAGUAAACUUUCACUCCAGUUGUUUUGUGACUCUUCCUGAAUAAUAAAUUUGUUCAUAAAUUUCUCGGAAUCCGUGCAGCGCCAACAGCACCAACUGUCCCCCUACAAGUCUGUAGUCGGUUGUGUUUUUCGCAGCGUCUUAGUUGCCCUUAAUUUCUGCUCGGGUUCACUUGUGUAUAAAUUUGUGUUUGUCGUUGGCAUGAAGUCGAGUUGCUCUCGACGCACGUUUAUCGUAACUGGCUUCUCCCUCCCCUCGUUUUUUGCACAAACCUCCCAUCACGAGGCCUUCACAAAAGUCAGAACUCCCCUGAGAAUUGGUCAAAAACACAUUUUUUUCACAGUGAAACUGGUGGCACCGCGGGUACAAUUUGAGUCGAUGUAUUUGUGCCGUGCACUGAAGGAAGGAUAGCGAGGAGCGUGCGUGACUGUGCCUGGAGCCACCGUGGCAGCCUGCUGGGAUUCUGAUCCUGACCUUUGGGCGGCGGUCUGGUGAACGUAAAUAGGAAUUUGCACUAAAACGGCUUUUCGUAGAGGAGUACAAGUGUUUGUACGAUCGUAACUGCCAACACGCUAGGCUUGAGAUGAUUACUAAACGUCUUCUAAAUCCUGAGACAUCCCUGCUGCCUUAAUUUACUCUCAUAUGACAGAUGGCAGAAAAGCCAGCGUCAGCAGCCCAUUCUAGAAACGAGAAGAAGUAGCAGUUGAAAGUAAAUAAUAAUGACCUUUGUAUCAUACUGUAGGUAUACUAUUAUGGUGUACAUUGUUAUUUCCAGGCUGUGACUCGCCUGCGGGGAGCAGACCACGCGUGCCUUGAUUAGUCGCCACAGAGAGUCACAACUAGUGAAGAUGUACAGUAUUUCUAAUUUUAAAUAAACAUUCUUUUCCAAA